AAUCCCCUUAGAUAUGAUGUCGGAUGCCUCUUUCCCUUACCUAUCUCGUGAUCCAAACAUUUUCCCAGCAGCUGCGGGAGCUGCCCACGGGUUCUGCUAUACUUAUCGGAGUUGACCAAAGACCUGAGAAUGAAUUCAUUCGGAGUGGUUGCUGUGGGCUUGCUUUGGUUUGGCCUUUGGCGUGUGAGUAGGUGGGGUGGACGGGGGAGAGUAUAUAACGAAGAAGAGAGUGUUCCGAAGAGAGGAGAGGAAUAAGGAGUACGGCAGACGGGAGUUCGAGAAGAGAGAAGUGAGGAAAUCGAGCAGUAUGUGUAUAGCUGCAUGGAUAUGGCAGGCGCACCCUCUCUACCCGCUCGUCCUUUUGUUCAACAGAGACGAGUACCAUGAUAGGCCUACAAAGCCAGUGGCAUGGUGGGGGGAGGGCCAUCGGAAGAUACUGGGAGGGAGGGAUGUGCUUGCAGGGGGGACAUGGCUGGGGUGCACCAAGGAUGGGAGGCUGGCCUUCUUAACCAAUGUCUUGGAGCCUGACCACCUGCCUUGUGCAAGGACCAGGGGAGACUUGCCUGUCAGGUUCUUGCAGAGCUGGAAAAGCCCCUUGGAAUUUGCAGAGGAGCUUGUCAUGGAAGCAAGAGACUACAAUGGGUUUAAUCUAAUAUUAGCUGACAUUCCAUCCAAACUCAUGGUGUACAUCUCAAAUAGGCCUAAGGAAGAGCCUAUUUCCAUUCAAGUGGUUUCUCCAGGCCUUCAUGUGCUCUCUAAUGCAAAAUUAAACACUCCGUGGUAUAAGGCACAAAGAUUAGCCAUGAGAUUUAGAGAUCUACUUGUCAAGUAUGAUGAGGAAGAAAUCCCUGAAAAGGAGAUGGUUGUUAAACUGAUGAGUGACACUGCAAGGGCUGAUAGAGAUAGGUUGCCAAACACUGGCUGUGAUACCGAAUAUGAAUUCAAGUUGAGCUCCAUCUUUGUUCAGUUCGAGACAAAACAGCGGCAAUUUGGAACGCGAAGCACCACUGCAUUGUCUGUCAAAACAGAUGGUAAUGUGAGAUUCUAUGAGAAGUACUUGGAGAAAGGUGUGUGGAAGGAUCAUGCUGUAUCGUACAAUAUCGAAAAGAUGCAGUAGAUGAUGAAGGCAAAACUGUCCUCUUAAAUUGGUGUACACACAGCAGAAGUUGUAAUAGUUUACAUGCUCUUCUUAAAUCUGGUACAGAGCCUCUUAGCACUCAGAUGCGAAGUUUGUGAAUGUUUACUGGGUUACACAACUAGUCAUCUCAAACAUGAUUCCAGAGGAGAGCUUAUGUCUGUCUCUGAACUUUUGUCUUGCACAUUAUAGAAUGGCAUAAAUAAUCAAACUUCA
This is a messenger RNA of Musa acuminata subsp. malaccensis (wild Malaysian banana), 1351 nucleotides long. RefSeq lists its product as uncharacterized. The record is from RefSeq and is a predicted model, not a curated record. Lineage: Eukaryota; Viridiplantae; Streptophyta; Magnoliopsida; Zingiberales; Musaceae.